AUGAAGUUAUUGGCAGUGACUGUGUUGGCCCUAGCAGUGGCCGCCUCCGCGAGGCACAUCACACUUGAAGAUGUCAUCGAAUUAGAAAAUAACACUCCGUACGAUUACAUCAAGAGGAUCGCCAUACCAUAUGCUGAUAAAGUCCGAAUAGCUGAGGAAGAAGGCAGCCAGAAUCCAUCUAGAAUCGUUGGUGGUUCAUUAGCUGUUCUUGGACAGUUCCCGUACCAGGCCGGCUUAGUAUUAAAUUUCCCUGCUAUAUCUGCUGUCGCCAGUGCAUCUCUAAUCUCCAACAACAGAAUACUAACUGCUGCACACAACUUGAAUGAUGGUGUAUCGAGUGUCUCGAGUGUGACUGUUGUCCUUGGAUCUACAACUCUAAUGUCUGGUGGUGUAAGACAAACUACCAGUAACUACGUUUUACACGAAAAUUAUGACAUUUCCGUAGUAAGAAGUGACAUUGCUAUCAUCAACUUGCCAUCUCCUGUCCAAUUCUCAAAUAUCGUGGCUCCCAUCGCUCUGCCUUCUGGAUCUCUGCUCCAAGAAGAUUUUGUUGGUGAAGUUGCAAUUGCCUCUGGUUUUGGAAUGAAUCCUGCAAUUGGUGGUGUGCUUGCAAACCAGCCAUUUAGCUAUGUGGACUUGCCUAUAAUUACGAACAAUGAAUGCGCCGCAUCUUAUGGAUCAGUAAUUCAGCCUGGAAUUAUCUGCACGGGUAGUGUUGUUGGCAAGAACAUUUGCAGUGGUGACUCUGGCGGUCCUCUUGCUUUACAGAGAAGCGGUAACCCAUUGUUGAUUGCUGAAGAGGAAGGCAGACAAAAUCCAUCCAGAAUUGUCGGUGGUUCGUUAGCUGCUCUUGGACAAUUUCCCUAUCAGGCCGGUUUAUUAUUACACCAACCUUAUGGUAAUGGUAUCGCCAGUGCAUCACUAAUCUCCAAUAACAGAAUACUGACUGCUGCACACAACUUGAAUGAUGGUGUAGCAAAUGUUCCGAGUGUGACUGUUGUCCUUGGAUCUACCACUCUAAUGUCAGGUGGUGUAAGAAUAAUUAGUAGCGACUAUAUUUUGCACGAAAACUAUGACAUUUCCAUAUUCAGAAGUGACAUUGCUAUCAUCAACUUACCAUCUCCAGUUCAAUUCUCAAGCAUCCUCGCUCCCAUCGCCCUGCCUUCUGGAUCUCAGAUCGAAGAGGAUUUUACUGGUGACGUUGCUAUUGCCUCUGGUUUUGGCAAUAAUCCUGGAAGUAAGGAACUUUUAUAUUAUAAUAAUAUUUUGAUGAGUCUCUCAAAUAUUGAAAUUGUAAACCAAAUUCUUUAUUUGUUACAUAGUUGGUGGCCUGUGAUCUCCAACGAUGAAUGCGCUUCAGCUUUUGGGUCAAUUGUUCUACCGGGAAUUAUUUGCACAGGCAGUGUUGUUGGCAAAAAUAUUUGCACUGGUGACUCUGGUGGUCCUCUUGCUGUACAGAGAAAUGGAAACCCGCUCUUGAUCGGCGUUGUUUCGUUCGGACGUGGUGGAUGCGAUGGUGGUUCUCCUUCUGGAUAUGCUAGAGUUUCUCACUACAUUGACUGGAUUAAUGAACGUCUGUAA
Messenger RNA from Spodoptera litura, 1581 nucleotides. RefSeq names its product brachyurin-like. Lineage: Eukaryota; Metazoa; Arthropoda; Insecta; Lepidoptera; Noctuidae. The record is from RefSeq and is a predicted model, not a curated record. Gene Ontology annotation, biological process: proteolysis. Gene Ontology annotation, molecular function: serine-type endopeptidase activity.